Messenger RNA from Trematosphaeria pertusa, 2402 nucleotides. RefSeq lists its product as uncharacterized. Gene Ontology annotation, molecular function: protein binding. Bases 239 to 1918 code for a protein of 559 amino acids. Lineage: Eukaryota; Fungi; Ascomycota; Dothideomycetes; Pleosporales; Trematosphaeriaceae. The transcript has a single exon. The record is from RefSeq and is a predicted model, not a curated record.
AAAGAGGCGUCUCGCCGUGAUGUCAGGCUCAUGUGUCGGGGCCGUGAUUCCCAUGAGCGCAGAGCCCGUCUAUGCCCUCACGGCGAAUGAAUCUACCUCUAAUAAACGGCUCAUUUGCAUCUCUUGAAGAGUUCCCUGGGAUGCAAGUGCAGAUUGCGCGGCGGACGAGGACGAGGAGGAAUUGGGAUGGAAAGGUGGAGGCUCUGUCCUGGAAUAGAUUUUCCCUAUCGAUAGCGCCAUGCCCCACUAUUGCCGUUUCGGGAUGGGCCGACUACCGAUCUCGCUCCUCACCACACCUCACGCAACCCCCUUUUGCCGUCCGUUCCCCUGCCGUUCGCCCCGUUUGUCGAAAGCGGGAAUGCCGCCGCGUCUUUCGUUUGCAGCAGGGCGAGCUGCCCUCCGAAAACUUCUUCGGAACACACCGGCACCUGUCGAACCGCGACCGGAUAGCCCGUCUAUCCCAGAUCCCUUCAAAGAGUCAUGGAAAGAAGUCAUGCAAUCCCUGGAGGACGUGGAUGGAGAAGAUGGAAGCCCAUCCUCAGACCUGAACCUGGUCAAGAAUGGCCCGUCUCUUGGCGAAUUGCCUGAAGAGAUCCUUCUGGAAGUCAUAUCCUGUCUAGAAGCUGCAACUGCCAUGGGGUGGUUACCUUCGACCGAGUCUUUACACGCCCUGUCUUUGGCGAGCCGUCAAUUCUACCGCUUGGCGACGCCUUCCCUUUACCGAAGAUAUUGCUCCCAAAGAGAUCGCUCGUCCACGAAGCAGUACCACUACGUCCGGACGCUCAUGAGCUGCCCGGACUUAGCCAAGCACGUCCAAUCGCUGCAAUGGAGCAUUCCCCUGCUUGAUGCAGACCCACAUCCUCACCCCAAUGAAAUAACCUCACGCCUGGAAGAGUAUGGCAGUUGGUUCACGGUGGAGGCAGCACUAGCAAUUCGGGGGAAGCGAGGUCGAAGGCCUGGCGAAGGGGAAGACGCAUAUUUUACCGCGGCUAUGAUGCACACCCCGAACAUCACGCAUCUUCACUUCCUUGAUAGCCGCUCGUCUCGCAGCCUAAGAGGACACCGGCUCUUCUUACAACCGCUAAUACUGCGCUGCCCACACUCGUUUCAACACUUGAAGUCUGUCCACAUUUGGUCGGCUGUAGUGCGACUGGAAGAUAUUCCUCAUUUAUUGCAACUCUCCUCUCUCCGAACGCUCACACUAAAGGGUUUCAUCGACGAGCGCAAAACGGAGUGGCUCUGCACUCCGGGCAUUUCAAACGUCGACGACCUAAGCCUUGAGCUUUCCUUUCUAGAUGCGCUUAAUAUUGCUGAUAUUAUCACGUCUUGCAAGGCACUCCGAAAAUUCUCCUACUCCCACGAUCCUCUCAACAUGGAUCAAGUUGACCAAACUCUGCUACCCCGUCUAGAUUUCCAAACCAUCAAAGCCGCUCUUGACGGCCACCGCAAAUCCCUCCAGGAGAUCCGGAUUCAAGUACUCCUUUAUAACGACCGUUUCCCGCACUGGACCACAUAUGGCCAAGUGGAUUCCUUCGCCACCUACGAAAAGCUCUCCAGCUUACACCUACCGGCGUAUGCGAUCAUCCCGAGAGUGCCGACCCUUUUCGUCGAGCAGCUUCCCCCGAACCUGCACACUCUUGAGUUGACGGAUUGCUCGUUCUUGCAGUUUGGAAACAGGGGGAUGAAAGCCCUAGAGUCCCUAUUGCGGUACUCAAGAGAUGGCCUCAUGAGCUGGAGGAUGGCAUAUCUCGCUCGGGAACUCGCCGCGUUCCUGACAUACGACGAUUGGAAAGAGUUCCAGAAGAGGUUUGAGGUAGAAGGUAUCCUGCUGAGGAUCCGGGAAUACAGGAUUGGUCUCGUCGAGAUUCCAUGGGUACAUGGUUCUUCACUUCAGACCAAUCCCGCGAUAAGGAGCUGACUAUCCCAACGGCUCCACAUAGAAUGAACCUCAUAGGUACAUCCGCCUAGCUAACCCUACCAUACCUUAUCAUGGCUUUGGCGCGCUUUCUGGGUAGGAGCGCUUGCCUUAAUACCGGACGGGAAGACUCCAAAUUGCGCGCGACUGAAUCCUACUUAUUGCUCUUCGACGUUCUCCAGGCUACAAGCCGUACUCAUUGACUACCUUAACCGUUCAUCACAAGCGACGUAACCCAGACAAAGUGGCAAUGAGCGCCAUUCCCAGGCAACUCCUAUAUCCGCCCGAACGCGAUGCAGUGAAGCAGCCUGCCCGCUAGCUGCCAAGGCGCUAAUUUCACCUCCGUUUACACACGAGCGGUGUCACCCCGACACGCUCAACCUCACCUCACCCCCUCGCCGCGUCGUUCAAUGGCCGAUGCUACGCUGUCGUUACUGCCUGUUCAGAAGGCGGAUGAGGAGCGCAAGGUAAGUCUUUCAACGUAUAA